Messenger RNA from Rodentolepis nana, 303 nucleotides. The record is from the annotation of a GenBank genome assembly. Lineage: Eukaryota; Metazoa; Platyhelminthes; Cestoda; Cyclophyllidea; Hymenolepididae.
AUGAAGUUUACUUUCAUCCUUGGGCAAACAACCUCUAGGAAAAGGCCGUUAGAACAGAGCCGCGAACAUUCUUCCGAAUCCAAGAGUAUCGACGAAUCUGAUAGUGAAAACUCAAGUGAGCUUGCAAAUACUUCAAGGGAUUCGGAGGUAAUCGAAAGAACCCCACGAAGGCGUCGUCGAACGCUUGUCCCAACCACUUCGCAGUCACCUUCGUUACCUACUAGAAGACGAAGGUCAACAUUGAGACCUGUUUCUGGACUGGGGUCAAUUCGGAAUUACUUCAGACCCGAGUCUGCUGAAUGA